GUUUUUUCAAACGUUCAAACUUCAUGACCGUUUUUUGGCGCUUCAAGCAACCAUCAUCCUCUACUCUAACUUAAUAACUUGUUUGGUUUUGCAAAAUCACUUCAAUUGAAAAAAGCUCUUCUGAUCAAAACAGUCCCUAGUGGUUUCUUCUCCAUGGUAGCUUUUAGGCUUUGCUAUUCCCAGAAGUGAAAUUAACUUUUCCUUUCUCUCUCUCUCUCUCUCUCUCUUUCAUGUGUUUGUUCAUGCCUUGUAUGUUUAUAUUUUCUUUGGCAUUAAGGAACUAUCUAAUCAAGAUUAGCCAUCAAUUAUUAUGCUUAUAAAAUGAUCACAACUGUCUUAAUUGAGUUGUAAUUUCUUCAUCAAUUACCUGACUAGUGAUACAGAAAGGAUUCAGGAGUGGAAUACCUGAAAUUCUGAAGGCAACUUAACAAAUGGGGCUACUGGAGCUAUUUUCUGUUGCCUCUAUGCCUGUUUUGAAAGUACUGUUGGUGACUGCACUUGGUUCAUUCCUUGCUUUAGAUCAUGUAGACAUAUUGGGAGAUGAUGCAAGGAAGCAUUUGAAUAGAGUUGUUUAUUUUGUGUUCAAUCCUGCACUUGUUGGUAGCAACAUUGCUAGAACAAUUACACUUGAAAGCAUUGCCUUGUUGUGGUUUAUGCCCCUCAAUAUUCUUAUCACGUUUAUAAUUGGCUCAGCACUUGGAUGGUUACUUGUAAAAGUCACAAGAGGUUCUCAACAUCUAAAAGGCCUUAUAAUAGGUUCAUGUGCAGCAGGAAACUUGGGACACUUGCCUAUAAUAAUAAUCUCAGCAGUAUGUCGAGAGAAAGGCAGUCCAUUUGGAGCACCUGAAGUUUGUUAUACGUAUGGAAUGGCUUAUGCUUCACUUUCAAUGGCGAUAGGAGCCAUUUAUAUAUGGACUUACGUUUAUAAUAUCGUGCGGUUGUCCUCAAUAAAGAUUAUUCAAGAACUGGACAUUGACGACUCCACUAGCAAUGAUGAAUCUACAGGUGAAACGUCAAAAACGUUCCAUGGGAGUUGCGCAGAAUUGCUUCUUCCUUCGAAAGUUACUCUGCCGGGCGCUAAAGCUGAUGGAAAAGCUAAGGUGCUAAUCUUGGAUAAGGCUAAGCAAUUUAUGAGGAUGUUUUUGAGGAAGACUAAUCUGAAGGCACUACUUGCACCUUCAACUACUGGAGCGAUUGUUGGGUUCAUCAUUGGAAUUGUCCCUUAUGUGCGAAAGUUGUUGAUUGGUGGUACUGCUCCUUUUCAUGUGGUCCAAGGCUCUGCUUCCUUGCUCGGGAAUGCAGCCAUCCCAACUGUUACCUUGAUAGUGGGAGGAAACCUUCUUAAAGGUUUUAAAGGGUCAGGAAUUAACCUGCCACUCAUUGUUGGAAUUAUAGCAGUUCGGUAUCUUUUCCUUCCUAUGCUUGGCAUUUUCAUUGUUCAAGGUGCAGUUCAUUUUGGCCUGGUGCACUCGGAUCCAUUGUAUCAGUUUGUUCUUCUACUGCAGUAUGCACUUCCACCAGCAAUGAACUUGGGUACAAUUACCCAAUUGUUUGGAGCCGGCGAAAGUGAAUGUUCUGUUAUCUUGCUGUGGGCUUAUGCCUUGGCAUCAAUCUCACUGACUGUUUGGUCAACCUUCUUCAUGUGGCUGGUAACUUGAUUAGAUCAGGUGAUGGAGAUCGUGAAGUGUUUCGCACCUAUGUCAGGCAUAGGGACAUUUUAUUAGGGAUAUUAGAAUGUUUACUUGUUAUUUUAGUAAUUAUUGGGUAUUUUAUUUUAUUAUUGGGUUUGCCUAUAAAAGGCCUUGAGGUAACAGACUUCAUUAGUAUUUUUUUUUUGCUUUGGAGAUUAUUGAAUAUUGCUUCAUCUGAAAUCUCUGCAUGUUCUCUUCUUCUUCCAUUUUCUGUUUUUGCUUUUCUCACCCACUCCAUCUAUCCAACCUAUCUAUUUACUCUGUUCUAACCCUCUUCCUCUGACUCCUCGUCACCGCCUUCUAAUCUCAUCUCUUCUUCUAUUUUCUCACCCCCUGAUUUCCUUCAGGUUCGUCAUCAUCAAGUGCUUGGUAUCACGUGGCAAUGCCUCAUAUCCUGUGUACUAUCCUUUCAGUUUAGACAGUUCACAUAUGAAGAUUAAAUUACAAUAUGUAUCUUAUGAAUGGUUUAUGAAGUAUUAGUAACUUUGGAUAGUUUCUUUUAGUAAUUUUGGAUCGACUCAGAAGCUGAUUGAAAAAUGGAGGAUGUUACUUGAGCCAUGCUA
This is a messenger RNA of Cornus florida, 2254 nucleotides long. Its product is annotated as protein PIN-LIKES 1-like. The record is from RefSeq and is a predicted model, not a curated record. Lineage: Eukaryota; Viridiplantae; Streptophyta; Magnoliopsida; Cornales; Cornaceae. Gene Ontology annotation, biological process: endoplasmic reticulum to cytosol auxin transport. Gene Ontology annotation, cellular component: membrane. The transcript is spliced from 11 exons. The coding region runs from base 432 to 1658 and encodes 408 amino acids.